Hyaloscypha bicolor E is the source of this 414-nucleotide messenger RNA. RefSeq lists its product as uncharacterized. The coding region runs from base 1 to 414 and encodes 137 amino acids. Lineage: Eukaryota; Fungi; Ascomycota; Leotiomycetes; Helotiales; Hyaloscyphaceae. The record is from RefSeq and is a predicted model, not a curated record. The transcript has 2 exons.
AUGGCUUCAUUCGCGCAUUCGGCACCACCUCCAAGCGAAAAGGUCAAAACUCACAGAUACUCUGCUGAAGAAUGGGAAGUGCAGAAGGCCAAUAUUGAACGUCUAUAUCUGGCCGAGAACAAACCUCUCAAGGAGGUCAUCCAGUCACUUAGCCAUGACUAUGGUUUCACUGCAACUGAGAAGCAACUCAAGAGUCGGCUCACAAACUGGGGUUUCGAUGUCAAGAAUCUGAAGGGAGACACCAUGAUAGCGCUCGCUCGUACCAAGGCGAAGCGCGCCCUCGAAAACAAGAAGAGCUCAUUCCGGGUGAACAGAAAGCCGGUUGAUGACAGAAAGAUCGAUCGUUAUCUCCAAAGAAACGCCAUCUCCGAAGAACAAUUACUUUCAAUGACCAGUCCUGUCAAUGGUACGUGA